This is a messenger RNA of Loa loa (African eye worm), 275 nucleotides long. RefSeq lists its product as hypothetical. The transcript has 2 exons. The record is from RefSeq and is a predicted model, not a curated record. Lineage: Eukaryota; Metazoa; Nematoda; Chromadorea; Rhabditida; Onchocercidae. The annotation marks the transcript as partial.
GCGCAGCACCAACUAUCAAAAGUUGUGGUUCUCAUAAAUUUGAUUCAUCAAUGAGUUCAACUGAUAUUUGUAAACAAAUUUAUGCAUUAAAUGGAAAUGAAACAUGCAAACCUGAAUUGGAAUAUGAUUUCAUGUCAAUGAAUGUUGAGUUUGAAUAUGUUUGUCAUAAUUCGAAAUAUGUGAAGCAUAGCAUAUCGAUUCAAAUGAUUGGUGCUGUUGUUGGAUCACUUAUCUUUGGACAACUCAGCGAUUUAUAUGGAAGAAAACCGGUAUAA